AACAAACUUCAUUCAAGAUUCGGUAAUAGAACGCAACUCUUAUUCGCGAAUUGGGCUUGGCGAGAUCAAAAUUUUUAUUGAAAAUAACAAAAACAUUGUGCUAAUUACACAAAACUAAUUGUAAAAAUGUCUACACCCCCGAGAGAAACUAUUCAGAAGCAAAUUCAACAGGACUGGGCGAACAGGGAGUACAUCGAAGUAAUCACGGGGAGCAUAAAGAAGAUCACAGACUUCUUGAACUCAUUCGACAUGUCCUGCAGAUCUCGCCUUGCUACUUUGAAUGAAAAGCUAACAUCAUUGGAACGGAAGAUUGAUUAUCUGGAGGCUUGUAAAUGCCAACCUGGAAUUCAAUCCCAGGAGCUGAAACUUGUGGAUGGAUCAAAACCAGUAGAAUUAUAAACUUAGUCUUAAUUUUAAGCAUAUAAUUAAAUUAGUGGAAAUUUGUAAAUUAUUAUUACGUACAAUAUUCCUUUUAUUUUUUAAUAAAGUAUGAAUAAGACUAGCUAUUGUGCAAAGAGGGUUAUAGACAAUUAUUUCUACUACUAGAGAUAGUAUAUAGAAAAGGAAUGCACAGAAUGCAAAAUUAAAACAAUGACUGUUGGUGAGGUAGCAACAUGUCACGGGUUUGAUUCCUGCACGGAAGUUGUUUCGUGCAUCUUUGUGCAAUUGACAGAUUGUUGUUCCAGGUCUGGUUGUCAUGUGUAAGUGACCUCUAUAUUUGUGUAUGAACACAGGAGAUAAUCCUAGAGUGAGGCAACAUUUUACAAAAAAAGAAAGAAACUCGUUUGUGUCUGAAUCUCAAAAAAAAUAGAUUAUUUUAACAAAGAUGCUUUGUAGCUAUGACAAAAAAUGACUAAUUCAUUUACAUUUUUCCUUGUCUAUCUAAGUAAGAUCUUCCUUUCUUACAUUAACACACACUUAAUUCAUUAUCAAGCCUGUCUCAUACAUACUUUAUCACAUAAAA
Messenger RNA from Spodoptera litura, 964 nucleotides. RefSeq names its product hematopoietic stem/progenitor cell protein 300 (gene HSPC300). Gene Ontology annotation, cellular component: SCAR complex. NCBI's taxonomy places the organism in Eukaryota, Metazoa, Arthropoda, Insecta, Lepidoptera, Noctuidae. Gene Ontology annotation, molecular function: protein-containing complex binding. Gene Ontology annotation, biological process: regulation of actin polymerization or depolymerization; actin filament organization; cell motility. The record is from RefSeq and is a predicted model, not a curated record.